AGAGAAUCUGGACCUGGAAACCACGAGUGAUGCAUUAAAAGGGAAAAGUCUGACUUGUUGGGGUCGAGUUUAUAAUAUUUUCCCACUGAUUCACGAAAAAUGAAAAAGGGGGUAAAACGCAGCCCCGCGCUCCUGCUGCUGUCUCCUCGUCUCGCUGCGGCCGAGACGCACAGAAGCGCUCCUCCAUCAGCGGAAAGGAAUGUAGAAAACUAUGUAAAAGUUUCCGAGAGAGUGUGUGUGCGUGUGUUUGUGUGUUUGUGUGUGUGUGUCUCCCCAGCCUUUCCAGAGGGUUACGCAUCAUUUUUUUCUGGCCCGGCUGGAUGUCGUAAGAGCUCUCGGCGGGGCAGGCAGAGCUGGGAACAGCCCCCCUGUUAAGUAGCAGACUGUGUGGAGAGUCUUCCCACUUGGAAAGAGGCUCGUCGACGCGUCUGGGAACCAAAAAAAACCUGCUGAGCUUCAGUUCAACGCCGGACCACCUCCUUCUCCUCCGGGCUUUUCUUCUUCGCUCUCAGGCUUAAACGUUCAUUUUUUCAUUUUUUUUAAAGAACUUCUUUCAGUCUCUUCUUCUGGCUUCUUUCAUGCGCUGCUGAGCCGGAGGAGCUGAAGAUGAAGAGCGGGCUGUCUCUGGCGGCGGCUGCCCUCCUGGCUCUGCUGCUGUCCUCCUCUCAGGCCCAGGACCAAGUGGACGCUCCGUCAGACUUGAGGUUUAAGAUUUUAAAUGAAAACACAGUGCAAAUGAUCUGGAGCCGACCGCAGUCGAGGAUACAGGGAUACAGAAUAGAAGUGACCUCAGACACAGGGGAGGCAAAAAGAGAAUUCACUCUGCCUGCAUCUGCAACCAAGACGUCCAUCUCAGACCUGAGUCCAGAUGUGGAUUAUGUCGUAACAAUAGCGGCGUACGCCGGAUCGGAGGAGAGUUUGCCCAUCUCCGGCCAGAUCACACUUGAGUCAAGUGGCAGCUCAAGAGGACCUCCAAGGAAACCAGACCCUGCAGAUUCAGUCAAAUGCGCAGCGAGCACCUUCGCUGAUGUUGUGUUUCUGGUGGACGGCUCCUGGAGCAUCGGCAGAGCGAACUUCAAAUACGUUCGCAGCUUCAUCUCAGCGGCCGCCGGAGCGUUUCAGAUCGGUGAGGGCAAAACACGAGUGGCCGUGGUCCAGUACAGCGACGACGCCCGAACCGAGUUCAAUCUGAACGAGCACCUGACUCGGCCGGUGCUGCUCAGGGCCAUCGGUUCGCUGCCGUACAAAGGAGGCAACAGACGGACAGGCAACGGUCUCGACUACCUCCUGAAAAACACUUUGUCCGAGUCGGUCGGCGCCAGGCAAACUUUCCCCAAAGUGCUGGUGAUCAUCACAAACGGCAAAUCCGAGGAUCCAGUGGAGAGUUACGCCAGGCAGCUGAGGAGCAGGGGCGUGGAGAUCUUUGUCCUCGGUAUCCAACAAGCCGACCAAGAGGAGAUGAAGCUGGUGGCCUCGACUCCACACCAAAGCCACAUCUUUAAUGUCGCCAGCUUCGACACAAUCAAGAGGGUGCAGACGGAGCUCAUAGCUCAGAUGUGUGCCGGAGUCAGCGACCAACUCAGCUCAUUCAUCAGCGGAGACGAAUUGAUUGAGCCAGCAUCUAAACUUGAAGUCGUGGAGGUUGCCUCCAAGUCCAUGCGGGUGAAAUGGGACGCCUCCACUGGGGACAUUUCCACGUACAAGGUUCAGGUAGUCCCCAUGAUCGCCGGCGCCAAUCAGCAGGAUCUCUACGUGCGGCCGACCCAGACGUCGGUGGUGGUCAAACAGCUUUCCCCGGACACACUGUACCAGAUCAGCGUGUUCGCCAUGAAGGACCUGACGCCUAGCGAGCCCAUCGUAGCCAUGCAGAAGACACAGCCAGUCAAGGUCUCAGUAGAGUGUUCCCUGGGCAGGGAUGUGCAGGCCGAUGUCGUCCUCCUGGUUGACGGAUCCUACAGUAUCGGUCUGGAUAACUUUGCCAAAGUGAAAGCUUUCCUCGAGGUGUUGGUGAACACCUUUGACAUUGGGCCAGACAAGGUUCAGAUCAGUUUAGUCCAGUACAGUAGGGACCCGCACACCGAGUUCUACCUGAACACCCACCACGACCUGAACGCCGUGGUCAAAGCUGUGCGGACUUUCCCGUACCGCGGCGGCUCCACCAACACCGGCAGGGCGAUGACGUACGUGAGGGAGAAGGUCCUACAAACCAACAGAGGAGCUCGCGCCAACGUUCCUCGCGUCACCAUCCUCAUCACCGACGGGAAGUCGUCCGACGCCUUCCGGGACCCGGCCACCAAACUCAGGAACGCCGAUGUGGAGAUCUUUGCCGUUGGCGUCAAGGACGCUGUACGAAGUGAGCUGGAGGCCAUCGCCAAUGAACCCGCGGCGACACACGUGUACACCGUCGAAGACUUUGACGCUUUCCAGAGGAUUUCCAAAGAACUCACACAGUCCAUCUGCUUGAGGAUUGAGCAGGAACUUCGCAAAAUCAACCAGAGACAGCUCAUUCCACCAAAGUCCGUGACUUUCUCAGACAUCGGACCCAGAAACUUCCGGACCUCGUGGGAAUCCGACGCCACCAACGUCGAGUCCUAUCUGAUUCAGUUCAAGCCGGCGGACGACCCGGAUGGACAUUACGUGUCCAUGUCUGUACCCGGGGACACCCUCACCGCCAUCCUGCCCCCUCUCCUCAACCCCAACACCCGCUACGAGGUCAACAUCUACGCCCAGUACGAGAAAGACGACAGCCUGCCUCUCACCGGCUUCGAAACCACUUUAGAAGAACAAGGCCCGGUGCGUGACCUCAGAGUGUCCGAAGAGACGACGGACAGCUUCAGGGUGUCAUGGGAGCCGGCUCCAGGAGGCGUCGCCCGCUACCGACUGACCUACCACCCGGUCGGGGACGAGAGCUCGAGCAUGGAGACGACCACCUUCGGCUUAGAGACGACCACCGUUCUGCAGGAACUUCAACCCAAAACCACGUACAGCGUCACAGUUACACCUGAAUACCCGUCCUCCUCUGGAGCGCCGCUGCAGACUGAAGGCACCACCAAGGAAGAGGUGGGCCCUCCUAAAAACCUCGUCACCAGCGACGUAACCGACUCCAGCUUCGUGGCGUCCUGGACGGCCGCCCCCGGGGACGUGGACGCGUAUCGGCUUCGAUGGAAGUCGCUCUUCUCCUCAGAGGCCGGAGAAAAAACGGUGCCGGGGGACGUGAUCAGCGCCGUGUUGGACGACCUGAGUCCGGAGACGAUUUACCAGGUCUCAGUGGUCGCAGCCUAUGGGGACAAAGACAGCGACCCCCUCACUGGACAGGAAACCACCGACGCCUCCGCUGCUGGAAAAACGCUGAGGGUGUCGGACGAGACCGAGCGAACCAUGAGGGUCACGUGGACCCGAGCGCCGGGAAAGGUGGUCAACUACCGGCUGAAAUAUGGGCCGACCCGCGGCGGCGCCAAAGACCUCGUCCUGAAGAUCCCCGCCACGUCCACGUCCACCGUCAUGAAGCGUCUGCAGCCCGCGACCAGCUACAACAUCACCGUUCUACCCAUCUACAAACGCGGGGAAGGAAAAGCAAGGCAAGGAGUAGGAACGACACUGUCUCCCUACAAGGCCCCCAGGAACCUCCAGACCUCCGAGCCCACCAGGAACAGCUUCAGGGUGUCCUGGGACGCCGCCCCCGGAGACGUCCGGGGCUACAAAGUCACCUUUCACCCCACGGGGGACGACGUGGACCUGGGGGAACUCAUGGUCGGGCCCUAUGAUAAUACAGUGGUUCUGGAGGAACUCAGGGCAGGAACCAAAUACUCUGUCUCGGUCUUUGGGAUGUUUGAUGGAGGCGAGAGUUUGCCUCUGGCAGGAGAGGAGAAGACGACGCUGUCUGACGACCCUGAGCCUCCUCCUGUGGAUCCUUCUGACACUCAGUGUAAGACCUCAGCCAAGGCCGACAUCGUGCUGCUGGUCGACGGCUCCUGGAGCAUCGGCCGCAUCAACUUCAAGACCGUCCGCAACUUCAUCUCUCGCAUGGUCAGCGUGUUCGACAUCGGCCCCGACAAUGUCCAGAUCGCUCUGACUCAGUACAGCGGUGACCCGAAAACUGAGUGGCACCUGAACGCCCACGCCACCAAAAAGUCCCUGCUGGACGCCGUGGGCAACCUGCCGUACAAAGGAGGGAACACCAUGACAGGUCUGGCCCUGAACUUCAUCCUGGAGAACAACUUCAACCCCAACGUGGGGCUGAGGUCGGACGCGCGGAAGAUCGGCGUCCUGAUCACUGACGGAAAGUCCCAGGACGAAAUCAUCUUCAACUCGCAGAAGCUGAGAGACAGCGGCAUCGAGCUCUACGCUAUCGGUGUGAAGAACGCCGACGAGAACGAGCUCAGGUCCAUCGCCACCGACCCGGACGAGAUCCACAUGUACAACGUCAACGACUUCCAGUUCAUGAUGGACAUCGUGGACGACCUCACCGUCAACCUGUGCAACAGCGUCAAGGGCUCAGCCACUGAACUGGAGGCGCCGACCGACCUGGUGACCUCGGAGGUGACGCACCGCUCCUUCCGCGCCACCUGGACCGGCCCCGACGGCCCCGUGGACAAAUACCGCCUCACCUACGUGAUGGUGUCCGGGGGACCCACCAUGGAGAUGCUGGUCGACGGCACGGUGACGUCCGUGGUGCUGGAAGGCCUGAGCCCUCUGACCGAGUACCUGGUCAACGUCUACUCUGUGGUCGGCGAGGAGAGUAGCGAACCCCUGAAGGGCACCGAGACCACGCUGCCGCUGCCGUCGGUGAGGAACCUGAAGGUCUACGACGAGACCACGACCACCAUGACGGUGAGCUGGGACGAGGCGGCCGGUGCCACGGGCUUCAUGCUGCUCUACAAACCCGUCAGUGGCGCUGACGCCGAGAAAGAGGUUCGUGUUGGAGGAGACCAGACGAGCACCCAGCUGACGGAGCUGAUUCCUGACACAGCGUACGGCAUCACCAUUUACGCGCUGUACGGCGAAGCUGCCAGCGACCCUCUGGAGGGGAACGGAGCCACCCUGCCCUUGGCUCCUGCAGGAGUCCUGAGAAUCACCGACGUUACUCACAGCACCAUGAAGCUGAACUGGGACGCUGCUCCCGGGGCCGUCCGCAAAUACGUCAUCACCUACAAACCAGAGGAGGGAGACCUGAAGGAGGUGGAAGUGAGCGGUGACGUCACGACUCUGCCUCUGACCGGCCUCAUCUCUCAGACCGAGUACGACGUGGCCGUGACGCCAACGUACGACGAGGGACCCGGAAACACCAUGCUAGGAAACGCCAUCACAGAUGUGGUUCCUGCUCCGAAGAACCUGAAGUUCUCGGAGGUGACCCAGACCUCGUUCAGAGCCACCUGGGAGCACGGGGCCCCCGACGUGGCCCUUUACCGCAUCGGCUGGACCAAGAAGGGCGAGAACAACUACCAGUUUGCCAUCCUGGGCAACGACGAGACCACCCACGUCCUUCCCAACCUGGACCCUGACACCGACUACUGGGUCACCGUCACGGCCAUCUACCCCGACGAGUCCGAGAGCGAAGACCUGAUGGGAAGCGAACGCACACUGUUGAAGGCUCCGGACGUGCUUCCAGAGCCUCCUCGAAACCUGCGCGUUUUCAACGCCACCACAUCCUCGCUGUCGGUGAAGUGGGACCACGCCCCCGGCCCCGUCCAGAACUACCGGAUCACCUACAAGCCAGCCAGCGGGGGGGAGCCCAUCACGACGCAGGUCGGAGGGAAGAAGACCGGCACCGUCCUCCAGAAGCUGAUGCCCGACAUGCCGUACUCCGUCUCCGUCGCUGCCGUGUAUCCCACCAGCGUCAGCAGAGACAUCUCAGGGGAAGGAAAGACCAAGCCUCUGGGAGGAGUCAGGAACCUGCAGGUGUUGAACCCGACCAUGACGACCCUGAACGUGCGCUGGGAGCCGGCCGAGGGCCGCGUGAAGGAGUACAAGGUCAUCUACGCUCCUGCAGCCGGAGGAGCCGAGAGCAUGGAAACGGUGUCGGCCGGUACGACCACCACCCUCCUCCGAGGCCUGGCCCCCGACACCCUCUACACCGUGUCCCUGGUGCCGGUUUACGCCGAGAAAGAUGGAAAGAUGAUGUCUGAAAACGGAAAGACAAGGCCCCUGGGGGGCGUGAAGAACCUGAGGGUGACCGAUCCCACCAUGACCUCGCUGGCCGUGAACUGGGAUCCAGCCGACGGAGCCGUUCGCCUCUACAAGGUCUUCUACGUGCCCGCUGCUGGCGGCCUAGAGGAGAUGGAACAAGUCCCUGCAGGCACCACCUCCAUCAUCCUGAGGAACCUGACGCCUGAUACUCGGUACACGGUGUCUCUGGUGCCGGUGUAUCCGGCCAGGGAAGGAAAACGCCAGUCAGAGGACGGAAAGACAAAGCCUUUGAGUGGAAUCAGAGGCAUGAGGGUGUCCAGGCCGACCAUCACCACCCUCACGGUCACCUGGGACCCUGCAGACGGAAACGUUCAGGGCUACAAAGUCAUCUACAUUCCUACAGCCGGAGGCCUGGAGAUAGUGGAACAAGUUUCUGAAAGCACCACCACCACCGUCCUGGAGAAACUUCUGCCCGACACCAGCUACACCAUCACCGUGAUCCCCGUCUACGCCGAGGGAGACGGGCCGAGCCUGACCGACUCCGGCAAGACAAAGCCGCUGGGUUUCGUGAGGAACCUGCAGGUCACGGACCCGACCACCAGCACCUUGAACGUCCGCUGGGAGCCGCCCGAGGGAAACGUACGGGAGUACAUCGUGAUCUGGGUGCCGGUGGCCGGAGGAGAUCAGAAUGUGGACCAAGUUUCUGGAAGCACCACCUCCACCGUCCUGAAGAGCCUGGACCCGGACACAGAGUACACGGUCACCGUGGUCCCCGUGUACCACGAGAUGGAGGGGAAGCCCCAGUCCGAGAACGGGAAGACAAAUCCUCUGGGUGGAGUGAAGAACCUGAAGGUGAUCGACCCGACCAUCAGCACGCUGACGGUCCGCUGGGACCCGGCCGUGGGCAACGUCAGGAGCUACAAGGUCUUCUACGCGGCGCAGCCGGGAGGAGAGGAGCGAAUGGAGGAAGUGUCCGGAGGCACCACCUCCACCAUCCUGAGGAACCUGGAGUCGGACACGCUCUACAACGUGGCCGUGGUUCCCAUCUACCCAGACGUGGAGGGCAUCAGGCAGGCGGACAAGGGAAAGACGAAGCCUCUGGGCGGCGUGAAGAACCUGCAGGUCACCGAUCCGACCAUCAACUCCCUGAGGGUGCGCUGGGAGCCGGCCGAGGGCGACGUCAGGCAGUACCAGAUCAUCUACGUCCCGGCCGCCGGGGGAACCGAGAGCAGGACUCAGGUGUCGGGGAUGACGACCAACACCGUGCUGAGGGAGCUGCAGCCGGACACCGAGUACAAAGUGACGCUGGUGCCCAUUUACUCGGACGUGGAGGGAAAACGCUCGACGGAGAACGGGAAGACGAAGGCUCUGGGCGGCGUGAAGAACCUCCAGGUCACCGAUCCGACCACCAGCUCGCUCCGGGUUCGCUGGGAGCCGGCCGAGGGCAACGUCAGGCAGUACCGCCUCUUCUACGUGCCGGAGUCCGGAGGCGCCGAGGACAUGGAGCAGGUGUCCGGAGGAACCACCAACACCGUCCUGAGGAACCUGCUGUCGGACACGUCCUACACCGUGACCGUGGUCCCAGUUUACCCAGAGGGAGAAGGUCUGCGCCAGGCGGACAAAGGGAAGACACUCCCGCGGACGCCGCCCAGGAACAUCCAGGUGUACAACCCCACCCCCAACAGCCUGAACGUGCGCUGGGAACCGGCCUCCGGCCAGGUCCAGCAGUACCGCGUGGUCUACAACUCGCUGACCGGAGUCAGACCCACCGAGACGGUCCUGGUUCCAGGGAGCGUGAACAACGCCUUCCUGGACAACCUGGUGCCCGACACUCCGUACUCCAUCACCGUCUCCGCCAUGUACGCCGACGGGAAGGGGGCCGACGUGGCGGGAAACGGAAAAACACUGCCCCGGGCCGGACCGAGGAACAUGCGAGUGUUCGAUGCCACCACCAGCACCUUGACCAUCGGCUGGGACCACGCGGAGGGUCCCGUCAGGCAGUACCGGAUCGGAUACGCCCCCAUGACCGGAGACCCCAUCACCGAAUACACUGUGGUUCAGGGAAACAGGAACAACGCCAUGCUGCAGAAUCUGCAACCGGACACGCCGUACAACAUCACGGUGGAGGCCAUAUACGCCGAGGGGCCGGGAGGCUCCCUGAACGGAAACGGACGCACAGUCGGCAUGUUGAGUCCCAGGAACCUGCGAGUGUCAGACGAGUGGUACACGCGCUUCAGAGUGUCCUGGGAGGCGGUGGCUGCUCCGGUCCAGGGAUACAAGCUCAUCUACUCCCCCGAAGGCACAAACCAGCCGAUCGACAUCUUCGUGGGCGACGUGACCUCCUACACUCUGCACAACCUGCAGCCCGGGACCACGUACGACGUGAAAGUGUUGGCUCAGUACACGACCGGGGCCAGUUCACCGCUCGAGGGACAAGGAACCACGCUUUACCUGAACGUCACAAACAUCGAGACGUACAACGUCGACCACGACAGGUUCUGCAUCAAGUGGAGUCCUCACAGAGCGGCAACGUCGUACCGCAUCAAACUCAACCCUGUGGACCCCUCCAGCAAAGGGCAGCAUGAGAUCACCAUCCCCGCCGGUCUGCCUCAGUACUGCUUCGACGGCCUUUCCCCCGACGCCCUCUACACCGCCACCGUCUUCGUUCAGACCCCGAACCUGGAAGGUCCAGGAGUCAGCGCCAACGAACGCACCUUGGUGAAGCCAACUCCGGUUCCAACUCUCCCACCGACUCCGACGCCUCCACCCACCAUCCCUCCUGCAUGGGCAGUUUGCAAAGGAGCGAAAGCAGAUGUUGUGUUCCUCAUCGACGGCUCGUGGAGCAUCGGCGAGGAGAGCUUCACCAAGGUCGUGCACUUCGUCAAAGAAAUGAUCGCAGCGUUCGACGUGAUCGGACCUUCGGGGAUGCAGGUGUCCUUCGUGCAGUACAGUGACGGAGCUAAGACGGAGUUCAUGCUGAACGCUUACACGGACAAAGGCAUAGCCAUGUCUGCGCUUCACCACAUCCGCUACCGAGGAGGAAACACCAAGACAGGAAUGGCGCUGAAACACACCUACGAGAAGGCGUUUUCUCUCGAUAACGGGAUGAGGAGAAACGUCCCCAAGGUGGUGGUGGCCAUCACUGAUGGACGCUCUCAGGACGAGGUGAAGAAGAACGCCGCCCAGCUGCAACACGCAGGUUACAGCGUUUUCGCCAUCGGUGUCGCUGACGUGGACUUCGUGGAGCUGCAGCAGAUCGGCAGCAAACCCAGCGACAGACACGUGUUCGUGGUGGACGACUUCGACGCCUUCAGCACCAUCAAGGAAAACCUGAUCACCUUCAUCUGUGAAACUGCGACUUCAUCGUGUCCCCUGAUCUUCCUGAAUGGAUUUACCUCCCCUGGCUUCAGGAUGCUCGAAGCGUUCAACCUGACGGAGAAAACCUACAGCUCCAUCAAAGGCGUCUCCAUGGAGCCCGGCUCCUUCAACAGCUACACGGCCUAUAGGCUGCACAAGAACGCCUUCCUGAGCCAGCCCACCACAGACGUCCACCCCGACGGCCUCCCCCACGCCUACACCAUCAUCAUGAUGUUCCGCCUCCUCCCCGACUCGCCCAAAGACGCCUUCGACAUCUGGCAGGUGUCGACCAAAGAUCACAAACCGGAGACCGGCGUCACCAUCGACCCCUCCAGCCAAACCGUGUCCUUCUACAACAAAGACGAGCGCGGCGAGAUCCAGAGAGUGACCUUCGACAGCAGCCCAGUGAAGAGGAUCUUCCACGGGAGCUUCCACAAGCUCCACAUCCUGGUGUCACCCACCGGAGUCAAGCUCAACAUCGACUGCCAGGAGGUGGCUGAGAAGAAGAUCAAGGACGCGGGGAACACGUCCAGCGACGGCUACCAGGUCCUGGGGAAGAUGUCCAAGUCCAUCGGCUCCAAGGGAGAGUCAGCAACUUUCCAGCUCCAGAUGUUCGACAUUGUCUGCAGCUUGGCCUGGACCAGCAGGGACAGAUGUUGUGACCUGCCGUCAAUGAGAGAUGAGCUGAAGUGUCCGUCUCUUCCCAACUCCUGCACCUGCGUAUCAGAGGCCAACGGGCAACCGGGGCCUCAGGGGCCCGUGGGAGCCCCCGGCAGCAAAGGACCCCGAGGUGAAAGAGGAGAGACCGGUCCGGCUGGACCGGUCGGCCCUCGCGGAGAUAACGGACCACCUGGGCCCAUGGGUCUGCCCGGCCCGCAAGGACCCAGCGGGAUGUCGAUUCCAGGAGAGGCUGGCCGUCCUGGACCAAAGGGAGACCCCGGAGACUCCGGUCUACCUGGACAGAAAGGUUCUCCCGGUCCCGCCGGUGCCGUCGGACCCAUCGGACCAGCUGGAGUCAGGGGCCCCCCAGGAAAGGAAGGACCGGCCGGACCCAGAGGCCCCUCAGGGCCCAUGGGACCUCCAGGAUCUCCAGGAAUACCAGGAGGAGCAGGGAAACCAGGGAACCCCGGGGACACCGGCGUUCCUGGUCCCGUUGGUCCCAAAGGAGACAAAGGAGAACGAGGCGACUUCGCUCCUCAGAACAUGAUGCGCUCCAUCGCCAGACAAGUGUGUGUGCAGCUGGUCAACGAACAAAUGACUCGCGUGAACACGUUACUGAACCAGAUCCCCAACGGCCAGUACCGCAGCAACAACCCGGGCCCCCCAGGACCCCCCGGCGCUCAGGGCCGACAGGGCCCACGCGGAGAACCAGGCACCGCAGGAAGGAACGGCUUCCCUGGAAACCCUGGUCCACCGGGUCAGCAGGGGGAGAGAGGUACGAGCCCCGGGGGCUAGAGGGGAAAUUACAGUUUGCAUCA
This is a messenger RNA of Mugil cephalus (flathead mullet), 10961 nucleotides long. Its product is annotated as collagen alpha-1(XII) chain-like. The transcript is spliced from 74 exons. Lineage: Eukaryota; Metazoa; Chordata; Actinopteri; Mugiliformes; Mugilidae. Bases 607 to 10938 code for a protein of 3443 amino acids. The record is from RefSeq and is a predicted model, not a curated record. Gene Ontology annotation, molecular function: protein binding.